AUGGAGUCUGGCAUGGAGGAGAUCCCAGUUAAAGUUGCAGUUCGAAUCAGACCUCUGCUUUCCAAAGAAAUACUUCAUAACCACCAAGUGUGUGUGAGAUUAGUCCCAAAUACACAACAAAUUAUCAUUGGGAAAGACCGUGUCUUCACUUUUGAUUUUGUAUUUGGCAAAAACUCAACCCAAGAAGAAGUUUAUACUGUUUGCAUUAAGCCGCUUCUAGUGUCUUUGACUGAGGGAUACAAUGCUACAGUGUUUGCAUACGGACAGACAGGUUCUGGGAAGACUUACACCAUUGGAGGUGGCCACAUUGCAUCCGUUGCAGAGAAUGAAAAGGGUAUAAUUCCACGGGCUAUUCAGGAAUUAUUUCAGCAUAUUUCUGAAAACUGUAACAUUGACUUCCAUGUGAAAGUAUCUUAUAUAGAGGUUUACAAGGAAGAACUUCGAGAUUUAUUGGAGUUGGAGACCUCUGUGAAAGAAUUACACAUAAGAGAAGAUGAAAAGGGAAAUACAGUGAUUGUUGGUGCUAAGGAAUUCCAAGUAGAAUGUGCAGAUGAAGUGAUAAGCCUGCUGGAAAGUGGCAAUGCAGCUCGUCACACAGGCACAACACAAAUGAAUGAGCACUCUAGUCGAUCUCACGCCAUUUUUACCAUCAGUAUUUGUCAGAAACAGCCUGCAGAGUCUCAAAAAAAUACUGAUGCUGCACAGGAUUCAUCUUGGAAAUCAGUCCAGAUGAUUGCUUCAAAGUUUCAUUUUGUGGAUUUGGCAGGAUCAGAGAGGGUGACAAAGACUGGAAAUACUGGUGAACGCUUCAAAGAAUCAAUUCAGAUCAAUAGUGGUCUGUUGGCCUUGGGAAACGUCAUCAGUGCCCUUGGAGACCCAAAAAGGAAAAGUGUACAUAUUCCAUACAGGGAUGCUAAAAUCACUCGUAUUCUGAAAGACUCCCUUGGAGGAAAUGCCAAGACUGUCAUGAUAACGUGUAUAAGUCCAUCCUCAUCAGACUUUGAUGAAUCUUUAAAUUCCCUCAAAUAUGCCAACAGAGCCAAAAACAUUAGAAAUAAACCAGUUGUAAAUUACAACCCUGAUCAAGACCGGAUUGAUGAAAUGGAACUUGAAAUCAGAUUGCUUCGAGAAGCUUUGCAGAACCAGCAAGUCAGUAAUCAGUGUUCACACAACUCAAAUCAAGAAAGAACUCGUAUCAGUUCACUUGAGGAGCAGCUCACCCGGCUUCAGGUUCAAUGCUUCAGUUAUAGAAACUGUGUAGAUGAAGCCUUCCCAUUUCUGGUUGAUUUGAAUGAUGAUGUUAGCUUAAAAAGAAGUCAGCGGGACAGGUUGCAGAGCUGGAUCACUAUGGUACAGGAAGUAAGGAAGGAAGCUCUCACCAUGCAGGAAACUGACACAGGGACAGGGACCAGCCAAGAGCCACAUCACAUCACAAUUCUUCAGCUAAAGAGGGAACUAAAGAAAUGCCAGCAGGCUCUAGCUAUGGAUGAAGAAGUGUUUAGCCAGAAGGAUCAUGAACUGCAGAUACUGCAGAAUCAGAUAAAGACAUUACUACAGGAAAAUGAAGAACAACUGGAAUCUUUAAAGGAGGCUCAAGAAACACACAGAUUACAGAAUGAGAAAAUGGUGGAACAGCAAAUGCUUAUUGAUCAACUAAAAGAAAAAUUAGAGAAGUUUACAGAUGUGAAAACUUUGGACUUCUCAAGUGCUUGUGGAGAUGGGCCAGCUGUUGUGGCAUCUGCAAGGAGACCAUACAGCGUCCCACUCACAAAGAGUCUGCUACACUCCCUUCACCCACCUUCAGGGACAGAGACCCGAAAGGUGUAUACCAGCCCCCCUGCCUUCUCCCUGGCCCGGGUAAUGGCGGAAUUCCGUGCUCGCAGCCAGAUGAUACUGAGCAACAUAGAAGAUCAGGACAAAGUCCUUCACUGCCACCUCUCUGAUCAGAGCGAUGAAGAGGAAGAAAAUACAGACAGCAAAAAUAAAACUUCAUUUCAGCAUUCCAUAAACCGAACAUGGACACGAAAACAGGCUUCUCUGUGCUUUCUUUCUGAUCUAAGUGACAUGAAGUGUCAAGUAGACAAGUCUGGUUUAUCCAACAAAUCUGCACUACAGACUGACACAACCACAGGUGAAGAGAUUGACAGCCUCCAGAGAAGUCAUGUUUUUAACAUGCAGAAGUUAAAGAAUUCAGAGUUGAGACUCACUGAGGCCGAGCAAAAAAUAAGAGAACUUGCACUUAAUAUCAAAAUGAAAGAGGAACUUAUUAAGGAAUUAGUAAGAACAGGUAAGGAUGCUCAGUCUGUAAGCAGGCAAUAUUCUUUGAAGAUGACUAAACUGGAGCAAGAAUCUGAGCAGGCCAAAAUGGAACUGGCUGAAACACAAAAGCGUCUUCAGGAGCUGGAGAGUAAGGAGCUGAGAGACAUUCCUGAGAAAGCCAAGUUACAAAAAGAGUUCCGGAAGAAGAUGGAUGCAGCUAAGUUGAAAGUGCAGGCCUUACAGAAGAAGCAGCAAGACACUAAGAAUCUGGCUUCAUUAUCUAACCAAAGUGAGAGACAAGCAACAGAACUAGAGCAGAACGUGGCUCAGAUGAAGCAUCAGCAGACCCAGCUACAGAAGAGACUGUGUGAGGAGAGCGAAAAAAAGAAGCAACUAGAAGCAGAGAUUCAGCGGGACCAGCAACAAAUUAAAGAACUUCAACUGAAAAUGGAGCAACAACAGAAGAUCCUUAAACUUAAGGAUAAAGAGAUUGCUGCAUUUAAAAAGAAGAAAAAUAACUCAGUGGCAUCUUCACAGAAGCUACAGAAAUUAGAAGAGCAAAAGAAAUGGCUGGAUGAAGAAAUGGAAAGAAUUCUCCAACAGCACCAACAGUUAGCAGAACUAGAAGAAGAUUUAAAGAAAAGAGAAGCCAUUGUAGCCAAAAAAGAAGCACUGUUGCAAGAGAAAAGCCAUCUGGAAAUCAAGAAACUGAGAUCUAGCCAGGCUUUAAACAAAGAUAGUAUGAAAUUGUCUACUCGCUUAAGUAUGCUGGAUCGGGAACUGUGUGAUAAAGGUAUGCAGCUUCAGGGCAGCACCACUGAAGAUAAGACAGACAUUUUGGAAAAAAUUCAGGUUCUCCAGAUGGAAAGGGAUCAGCUGCUCAGAAGAAGGAGGAGUGUGGAUGAGAAACUGAAAGAUGGUAAAGUGUUGUCAACUGAAGAAGAACACGUCCUUUUCCAGCUGGAAGAAGGAAUUGAAGCCCUGGAGGCUGCUAUUGAUUACAAGAACGAAAGUAUUCAGAAUCGCCAGCACUUGCUUAGGUCAUCUUCUCAGAUUCUUUCACAGAGUGAGAAUAAUGUAAUAGGAAAACUAGUUUCCCUGUCUGCUGCAGAGCUCAGAGCUAUCCUCUUCAAAUAUUUCAACAAGGUUUGUUUUGGCUAA
This is a messenger RNA of Aptenodytes forsteri (emperor penguin), 3420 nucleotides long. RefSeq names its product kinesin family member 27 (gene KIF27). Gene Ontology annotation, molecular function: microtubule binding; ATP binding; microtubule motor activity. The coding region runs from base 1 to 3420 and encodes 1139 amino acids. Lineage: Eukaryota; Metazoa; Chordata; Aves; Sphenisciformes; Spheniscidae. The record is from RefSeq and is a predicted model, not a curated record. Gene Ontology annotation, biological process: mitotic spindle organization; microtubule-based movement. The transcript is spliced from 14 exons.